AUGGUCGGAAAGCGAGCCUUCAACCAUCCUAGAGGUCAUGGAGCCGAAGAUCCAGACAACCUGGACCUCGAGUCAGGCCACAAGCACAGACGUUUCAAUGGCUUCAGAGAUACGGUGGAAUACGCCAUGGAUCGCCGUAAGACGGCCAGUUUGAAGGAUGAGCUGCGGAACGGCGUCAAGCAGGGUGCUUUCGAGCAUGCCAGGAAGAGUGACGAGGAGUUAAAGGCUAUAAAGAACAAGAAAUUGCGCAAGUUUUACGAGAGUCAAAACGCGAUCCUCAACGACUGGGCCGAGGUCGAUACCAUAGUCCUUGCGGUGGCUGACGAAGUCAUGGACAGUAUGAAUACCGAUGCGGACCAUGAUGGAAUCAGAGAGCGGGAAGGCCAGCUGCAACAUGUCGAGGAACACGUGGAGGAGAUGCUACCAUAUGAAGUACAGCACCAGAGAAGGAAGGCAAAAAGAAAGGCCAGGUGGGCCAUCAACAUCAAUGUCAUUGCGAAUAUACUUCUUGUCGUGGCCAAAGGCGUAGCUGCUCUGAGGUCUUCUUCCUUGUCACUGGUCGCGUCCCUCCUGGACUCGGCACUCGACCUUCUGUGCACAGCCAUCGUCUGGACAACGAACCGAUUGGUCUCCUGGAGGCUUUCUGCUCUGUCGAGGAAGUUUCCUGUUGGCCGCCGCCGAUUUGAACCGAUCGGCAUACUUGUUUUUGCCAUCAUCAUGGUCAUCUCGUUUCUCCAGGUGUUGCAAGAAUCCGUCGGGAGACUCCUUCCCAGUGGGAACCAUGAGAUUGCCACUCUCCCUGCACUGGCUAUCGCGUCCAUGGCCGGCACAGUCGGUCUUAAGGGCCUCAUUGGGUUGGGAUGCAUUAAAAUUAAGACUACUCAGGUGCAAGCACUAGCACAGGACUGCAAGACGGACGUCUAUUUCAACACCCUCUCGCUGCUGUUCCCACUCAUUGGCAAACAGGCGGGCGUCUGGUGGUUGGAUCCCUUAGGUGCAGCGUUGCUUUCUCUCUACAUCAUCUACGACUGGGCCGACACAUGCUUCGAGAACGUGACACGUCUCUGUGGACUGGCCGUGGACGACACCUUCCAAAGGAAGCUUAUAUACCUCGCCUUCCGGUUUAGGAACGUGGUGUCGGGUUUCAAGUCGGUCACCGCGUAUCAUGCCGGCGAUGGCGUAUGGGCAGAAUACGACAUCUUGUUGGAUGAAUCAACGCCUUUGCGGCGUACCCACGAUAUCGCAGAGACAUUGCAAUACUGUGCAGAAGCUUUAAACGAGGUUGACCGCGCGUUCGUAACGACAGAUUACUCCGUACAAAACCCUGGCGGCCACACGAGGGACGUCAGAUAG
This is a messenger RNA of Capronia coronata CBS 617.96, 1353 nucleotides long. RefSeq lists its product as uncharacterized. Gene Ontology annotation, biological process: transmembrane transport; monoatomic cation transport. Gene Ontology annotation, molecular function: monoatomic cation transmembrane transporter activity. Lineage: Eukaryota; Fungi; Ascomycota; Eurotiomycetes; Chaetothyriales; Herpotrichiellaceae. The coding region runs from base 1 to 1353 and encodes 450 amino acids. The record is from RefSeq and is a predicted model, not a curated record. The transcript is spliced from 3 exons. Gene Ontology annotation, cellular component: membrane.